GCCUGAGUGUUUAACCCUUUCUAACGAUCUGAACUGAACAUGUGUGUGUGUUUAUCUUUUCUGAAUGAAACCUUAACAGCAUGUUUGUUAACCAAAGGCUGAGAGAAUUAAAACUUUUCGUUCAAUAUUUUUUUUCCAUUUCUCUGAAUCAUAUUUAUAUUCACUUCAGAUCAUUAGAAAGGGUUAAACUCUCUGAAGACGCUCGCCUUCUUGGAAUGAAGUUAAACUGAAAACUCCAUCAGCUCAUCAGGCUCACAGGACACAGGGCUCAGGUUAGUUUGAGGCUGCAGCUGUACGAUUCAGGUCUCAGGUCAAGGUCUGAAGCUUCAGUGUUGUCCUUCACUGUGAGUAGCUGAAGAUCAGGAGGUGACCCUGAACUCUCAGACGUUCACAGCCUCUGAGGAGAGAAAAUGUCUCUGCGAGGAGUUCAGCUGGACCGAGAGAGGUUUAGCUGUUCAAUCUGUCAGGAUCUACUGAGGGAUCCGGUGACUAUUCCGUGUGGACACAGCUACUGCAUGGACUGUAUUAAAAAACACUGGGAUGAAGAGGAUCACAGGAGAAUCCACAGCUGUCCUCAGUGCAGAAAGAGCUUCGUACCGAGGCCUGUCCUGGUGAAAAACACCAUGUUAGCAGAUUUAGUGGAGGAGCUGGAGGCAACUGGACUUAAAGAUUCUCCUCAUCAUCACUGCUCUGCAGGACCUGGAGAUGUGGCCUGUGAUUUCUGUACUGGGAGGAAGCUGAAAGCCACCAAGUCCUGUCUGCAGUGCAUGGCCUCUUACUGUGAGCUCCACCUCCAGCCUCACUAUGACUCCCUGAAUUUUCAAAAACACAAGCUGGUUGAAGCCUCGGCGAAGCUCCAGGAGAACAUCUGCUCUCGUCACAAUAAAGUGAUGGAGAUCUUCUGUCGCACUGAUCAGCAGUGUAUCUGUUACCUCUGCUCUUUGGAUGCACAUAAAGGCCACAACACAGUCUCAGCUGAAGCAGAGAGGACUCAACGACAGAGAGAGCUUGGACAGAGUCGACAGAAGAUCCAGCAGAAGAUCCAGGACAGAGAGAAAGACGUGAAGGUGCUUCAGCAGGAGGUGGAGGCCAUCAGUCGCUCAGCUGAUGAAGCAAUGAGGGACAGUGAAACCACCUUCAACCAGCUGCUCCAACUCAUCCAGAAAAGAAGCUGUGAUGUGAAGCAGCAGAUCAGAUCCCAGCAGGAAACUGAAGUGAGUCGGGCCAGAGAGCUUCAGGAGAAGCUGGAGCAGGAGAUCACAGAGCUGAGGAGGAGAGACACCGAGCUGGAGCGGCUCUCACUCACAGAGGACCACAGCCAGUUCCUACAGAGCUACCCCUCACUGUCAGGACUCUGUGGAUCUACAGACUCACCUGCCAUCGAUGCCCGUCCUCUGAGGUACUUUGAGGAAGUGACAGCAGCUGUGUCAGAGCUCAGAGAUAAACUACAGGACAUCCUCAAUCAGGAAUGGACCAAAGUCUCUCAGACAGUGACUGAAGUGGAUGUUUUACUGCCACCAGCAGAGCCAAAGACCAGAGCUGAGUUCCUACAGUUCUCAUGUCAGAUCACACUGGAUCCAAACACUGUGAACAAGUGGCUGUUAUUAUCUGAGGGGAACAGGAAGGUGACCCGCAUGGAUAAAAAACGGUCGUAUCCUCGUCACCCAGACAGAUUCACUGAUGGUCUUCAGGUCCUGAGCAGACAGACUCUGACUGGACGGUGUUACUGGGAGGUGAAGUGGACUGGGACUGUUUCAGUAGCAGUCACAUACAAGAGCAUCAGCAGAACAGGAAGUGAGAGUGUGUUUGGAUUUAGUGACAAGUCCUGGGCAUUGUGGUGUCCCAGUAAUGAGUUCAGACACAACAGUAUCAGAACCUCCCUGUCAGGCCCUCGGUCCUCCAGAGUAGGACUGUACCUGGAUCACAGGGCAGGUAUUCUGUCCUUCUACAGCGUCUCUGAAACCAUGACCCUCCUCCGCAGAGUCCAGACCACGUUCUCUCAGUCCUUACAUGCUGGACUCUGGGUUUGUUCAGGAUCUGCUGAGCUGUGUCAGCUGCAGUAGAUCUGACCUGUUUCUGCACUUCCUAUCAGACGGUUUGUGGGUGGGGGUGUGUUGACAUCACUUCCUGUUUACAUCCUGAAAGUGAGCAACAGAAGUGGACAGAGGCCGAAUCACUGUUGGAUCAGUUCAUAAGAACAUUGGAUGUUUAUCCAGAUGAAAAUACAACCUGUCGUUGCUCUGUAAAGUUGUCGUUGCUCUGUAUAGUUGUCGUUUGGCUGCUGUAAAGUUUUCUUCUCUUUCUGUUCCUCUGUCUCAGCCUGAAUGAAUCCAACAGAAGUUUGUUUCUUUGUCACAGCUGAAGAGUUGUAAAGUGUUUGUGUGGUUUCCUUCUCUUUGUGAACCUGUUGUAGAUGAUGAAAUGCUGAGCUGGUGUGUUACUGACUGAUAUCACUGUAUUUUGACAUGUGAUCAGAUUGUUGUUGAUGUGUGUUUGAUUAAAAAUGAAUCAGUC
Lates calcarifer (barramundi perch) is the source of this 2514-nucleotide messenger RNA. RefSeq names its product tripartite motif-containing protein 16-like. Gene Ontology annotation, molecular function: zinc ion binding; protein binding. The transcript is spliced from 2 exons. Bases 411 to 2063 code for a protein of 550 amino acids. The record is from RefSeq and is a predicted model, not a curated record. Lineage: Eukaryota; Metazoa; Chordata; Actinopteri; Centropomidae.